AUGCUGGAAUGGGGAAUCAUCGGCAUAUUUAUUGAACUGACUGGCAAACUACUUGUGCUGGAUCUCAAUGUCAAGACUCACGUCGAAAGCCAGAUCAGACAACUCACAUCAACAUAUUCCAACGCCUUUGAACGACAUCAAGAGAGAGCCAUGAAAGUCGCCGUUGUCUUCGAGUACAUCGCAAAGAACCUCACCAGCAAUUUUCAGGCCCAUGGCGAAUACAUGAGGGCCGUACUUGAGACCAAUAAAUUGAGAGCAGCUGGCGGAUAUGCAGAUGACACAGGAGCGAUCUGGAUGCUUGAUGUCGGCAGCAUUGAGGAAGCGGAAUCAAUUGCGAAGGGAGACCCAUACAUGGUGGCUGGUUGCAUCGCGAAUUACAAAUGUCACGAGGUGAAGUACUGGUCGGCAAAAGAAGCAAAGCAUGAAUCAUGA
Fonsecaea multimorphosa CBS 102226 is the source of this 432-nucleotide messenger RNA. RefSeq lists its product as uncharacterized. Lineage: Eukaryota; Fungi; Ascomycota; Eurotiomycetes; Chaetothyriales; Herpotrichiellaceae. The transcript has a single exon. Bases 1 to 432 code for a protein of 143 amino acids. The record is from RefSeq and is a predicted model, not a curated record.